Heterostelium album PN500 is the source of this 1167-nucleotide messenger RNA. RefSeq lists its product as uncharacterized. The transcript is spliced from 3 exons. The coding region runs from base 1 to 1167 and encodes 388 amino acids. The record is from RefSeq and is a predicted model, not a curated record. Gene Ontology annotation, molecular function: metal ion binding; mRNA binding. NCBI's taxonomy places the organism in Eukaryota, Evosea, Eumycetozoa, Acytosteliales, Acytosteliaceae.
AUGACAGAUUUUCAACAAUUUUCAAACUCACAGAUCUUUGGUGGAUCUAACUCUUCAAAUAUGAUGGAUCCUUGGUCGACUCAAGCCAAUUCAUCAAUCAUUUGGUCAUCUCCCUCGAAUUUUGUACAACAGCCAACUUUUGAUCCAAAGAAAGUUCCAUCGUCAAUCAAGAACUCUCAAUUUAUAAAUAUCUCGAGUGUCACUGCUCAAGAUCCAUGGGUAUCUUCGGCAAUCAGUCUCGAGAAAGCCACAAUUCUCCACCAACAACAACUCAAAGCUAAACAAGAAGCAGCAGUAACAGCAGCAGCAGCAGCAACAUCGCAAGUAAUUUCAACACUUGCCAGCUCAAGUGACGACAGCAUUCAUCAGAUUUCACAGCAGUUUGCUCAGCAACAGCUCUCUGACGACGGCAGCAGCAACGGUGAUAUAGAAGAGGAGAUCAACGGUCAGAGCCGAUACAAGACAGAGUUGUGCCGAUCGUUUGCAGAGACCGGAAUUUGUAGAUAUGGAUUUAAAUGUCAGUUUGCACAUGGUCGUGACGAGCUGAGACCGGUCAUGAGACACCCGAAGUACAAAACAGAAACCUGUAAAACAUUCCACACCGUUGGCAGCUGUCCAUAUGGUUCUCGAUGUAGAUUUAUUCACUCCAAGCCAUCGCCUGCCGAAAAGUUGGAGCUUGCUCAAGAACAAGCUGCCAACUCUUUGGCUACACAACAACAAAUACAACAACAAAUACAACAGCAACAACAACAACAACAGCUUUCACCUCCACAACCACAACAACAACAACAAUCACCACCACAACCAAUUAAACAAAAUCCUUUAAUGCUUUCCAAACCAAUAGAUCUGAGUGCUCCAAUCAAUUGGACUGACUCCUGGGGACCAGACGAAUCAGUAAUGCCACAAGCCUCUGUCAUUGCACAACUUAAAUCAACCAAAGAAGAACCAUUACAACAACAACAAGAUACCAGUAAACGUAGAUUGCAAAUCUUUCGUACCAUUUGCUCUUCCAAUCCAUCUUGGGAAAAUAAAGUGAUAUGUCAACAUCAUCUUCAAACAUCAGAUACAUAUCAUACAAGUUUAAUUGAUAGAAGAAGUAGUAGAAGUAGUAGUAGUAGAAGAAAGAGAAGUAGUAGAAGUAGAAGUAGUAGAAGAGAAGAGUUGUAA